AUGUCAGCGGCAAUUAGUGAAGGCGUUGGAAAAGUUCGUCGACCGGAACUUUCACAUAAAAUUGACAUUGAAGUUAGUGUUAAUGAUGCUAUAUUACUUGCGUCUGAUGAGGGUGUCUUAACAGCACUUGACGAUCGAACGUUACGUAUAUGGUUACGACGACAAUCAGGAAAAUAUUGGCCAUCUGUUUGUUAUACAUUAGAAAGUGCACCAUCAGCACUCUAUUAUCAUGAAGCAUCACGUCGUUUAUUCUGUGGAUGUGAUUCUGGUCUUCUUCAUGAAUUUUCUGUUGCUGAAGAUUAUAAUAAAAUUACAUUAGUAUGUACUUAUUUAGGCCAUCAAACUCGUAUACAUGCCGUCUAUUUUUCACCUAUUAAUGACUUAUUAUUAAGUGUAUGUCGUGAAAAAAAAUUUAAUUGGUAUUCAACAAAAUCAUCCGAUGAAAAUCAUCAAUAUAUACUUGGAAGUUAUACAUUAGCAUCAUGGGGUAUGUCAAUAACAAUGGAUGAAUUAUCUCGACAAUGUUUUGUUGGUGAUUCAAAUGGAACAAUUUAUUUUCUUAAACUCGAUGCUGAUAAUAAAUAUCAAUCACAUACAACCUUGAAAGGUCAUACAGGAAGUGUUCAAAAUUUAUUAUGGGAUCCUGAUGCUGCUUGGUUAUUUUCGGGUAGUUUUGAUACAUCAGUUGUAGUCUGGGAUGUUGGAGCAAAUCAAGGUCUUGCUGUUGAAUUAAAUGGUCAUUCCGAUCGUCUUGUUGGAAUAUCAUAUGAUAAGUCAUGUAAAAUUUUACUAACAUGUUCAGCUGAUGGUCAUAUUGGUGUAUGGCCAAUGAAUGUUAAACGUAAUGAAACACCAAAAUGGGUUGAAAGUGAUUCUUGUCAGAUAUGUCAUUUACCAUUUUUUUGGAAUAUACAUGCUAUGUGGGUACAAAAACAGAUUGGAUUAAGACAGCAUCAUUGUCGAAAAUGUGGUCAUGCUGUUUGUGAUAAAUGUUCACAAACACGUACAGCUCUUCCAUUAUUGGGUUAUGAAACGGUUCAACGUGUUUGUAAUGAUUGUGUACGCACAUUAAGAAAUGAUGAAACAAUACCACUUGCUUCAUUUUAUGAUGCACGUCAAGGUACUAUUAAAAUGGAUUAUAAUCAAGUGAAAAAAAUUAUGAUGACUAUUGGAACUGAUCGAACAAUCAAAAUUUGGGAUAUGUCGUCAGUUGUGUGA
This is a messenger RNA of Adineta steineri, 1218 nucleotides long. The record is from the annotation of a GenBank genome assembly. Lineage: Eukaryota; Metazoa; Rotifera; Eurotatoria; Adinetida; Adinetidae.